Odontomachus brunneus is the source of this 4797-nucleotide messenger RNA. RefSeq names its product far upstream element-binding protein 3 (gene Psi). Gene Ontology annotation, cellular component: nucleus; cytoplasm. The record is from RefSeq and is a predicted model, not a curated record. The transcript has 14 exons. Lineage: Eukaryota; Metazoa; Arthropoda; Insecta; Hymenoptera; Formicidae. The coding region runs from base 338 to 2548 and encodes 736 amino acids. Gene Ontology annotation, molecular function: mRNA binding. Gene Ontology annotation, biological process: regulation of DNA-templated transcription.
CACUACGAAAAUAGAUUCAUAAGCUGUCCUUAAAAGUGAGUUUUCCCCCUAAAAGAUACACGCUCGAUGACCGACGCUUGCGCUGUAUAGUCCCCUCUCCGAAUGAAAGUACGGUUCUUUCAUUGCUCGUAAACCUUCCGUAAACCUUCGCAUUGUAAGUCGCGUUGUGCAUUUCAAAAAUAUUGUUUUUGUGUCUGUGGAUCCGACGCUCCGUCUCCGCGUUCUUCCCAACAUCCUGUACAGGUCAAAAUAUCUGGUUAGGUAAUCGGAGAACUUCGACCAGAAUCCAGAAACAGCGUAUCAAAUCCCUCAUCGUCCCACAACUUAAUGCACCAGUAUGAGUGACUAUUCAGCGGUUGCUCCGCCUCAGACCUUUAAUCAAAGCACCGCGUUCGCGGCGGCACUUCAACGUGCCAAACAGAUUGCUGCAAAAAUAAAUCCAGCUGGUGCACAAAAUAAUCAAGAUUCCAAAUUGAAGCGUCCUCUUGAAGAUAGUUCAGAGCCAGAAGCAAAGAAAAUGGCAGCAUUAGUGGCGGAUCCUUUAAUAGGUAUUCGUGGAGGUCCUGGUGGUAACAGUUCCAUUGGAGAUUCAGGUAGCCAACCAUCUAGACCACAAACGUCUUCUUCCAGUGUAGGUGGUAUAUGCAAUGAAGAUAUUAGAGUUCCAGACAAAAUGGUUGGUUUAAUAAUUGGAAGAGGUGGUGAACAGAUCACAAGAUUGCAGAGUGAAACAGGAUGUAAAAUACAAAUGGCACCAGAAAGUGGCGGGCUGCCUGAACGCGUUUGUACACUAACUGGUUCACGAGAAGCUGUCAAUCGCGCAAAGGAAUUGGUCUUGUCAAUCGUGAAUCAAAGAAGUAGAAGCGAGGGAAUUGGUGACAUGAAUAUGGGUGGAGGUAGUAGUGGUAUGAUGGGUCAUCCAGGAUUUGUUGAGAUAAUGAUACCAGGUCCUAAAGUUGGCUUGAUAAUUGGCAAAGGCGGUGAAACUAUAAAACAACUGCAAGAAAAAUCAGGUGCUAAAAUGGUUGUUAUACAAGAAGGACCAUCGCAGGAACAAGAAAAACCAUUGAGAAUAACAGGAGAUCCUCAAAAAGUUGAGCAUGCAAAGCAAUUAGUGUAUGAAUUAAUAGCUGAAAAAGAGAUGCAAAUGUUUCAUAGAGGAGGAAGAGGUACAGAUAGAGCAGGAAAUUAUUCCAACGAUAAUGGUUUUAAUCAUGGUCCUGCAAAUAAUGAUGGAGUGGAGGUACUCGUUCCAAGAGCUGCAGUGGGCGUCGUUAUUGGAAAGGGAGGAGAUAUGAUAAAAAAGAUACAAGCAGAAAGUGGAGCCAAAGUUCAGUUCCAGCAAGGACGAGAAGAUGGCCCUGGCGAUCGUAAAUGUUUGUUAUCUGGAAAGCAUCAAGCUGUUGAACAGGCUCGUCAACGAAUUCAAGAACUAAUUGAUAGCGUUAUGAGAAGAGAUGAUGGAAGAAAUAACAUGGGAGGCAGAGGUGGUCCAAGAGGUAACGGUUUUGGCGGUAGUCGUAAUCCAAAUGAAUACGGAAGUUGGGAUAGACGACAAGGCGGCCCUAUGCAAGAUAAAAUCGAAACGACGUUCACUGUUCCAUCUUCCAAAUGUGGCAUUAUAAUUGGCAAAGGUGGUGAAACUAUUAAGCAAAUAAAUCAACAGACAGGAGCGCAUUGUGAGUUAGAUAGAAGAAAUCAAAGUAAUGAAAACGAAAAGAUUUUCAUUAUUCGAGGAAAUCCUGAGCAAGUUGAACAUGCCAAGAGAAUAUUUAGUGAAAAACUAGGCAUGGGUCCUGCUGGUUCUUCAUAUACCGGGGCGCCAGGUGCAAUUGGAUAUAAUCCAAACUGGAAUACAGGAACUGGAGGAUAUCAAGCAUGGCCAAGUCAACCACAAUCUAAUGACGGAAACAAUCCUAAUCCUCCUGUACAAGUCAAUCCACAAACUGGUCAGCCAGAUUACAGUGCUCAGUGGGCGGAGUAUUAUCGGUCAUUGGGUAUGCACAGAGAAGCAGAUAUGAUCGAGCAGCAAGCGAAACAAGGAAAACAAGAUCACAAUCCACAAGGAGGUAAUUCACAAAAUCAGUCUAAUCCGGGGACGACAGGUCCUACUGGACCAAACCAACAGCAGCAACAGCAACCACAGCAAACUCAGCAACAACAGCAGGCAGGUGCUGCACAAAAUGGAGGUCAAGCCGACUAUAGCGUUCAGUGGGCGGAGUACUACAGAAGCAUUGGAAAAAUAAAGGAAGCAGAAGCAAUAGAAGCUCAAAUGAAGGCAGGCAAGCUUGGGAUGCAAGGAAAUCAAAUAGCCCAACAACAAAUGCAGACUCUACAGGGUCAGUCUGCUGGUCCACCGGGUACCACGCCUAAUGCGUUCCCUCAAGCCUAUGGAAGUUAUCCGGCAAUGAAUGCCGGCAAUGCUCCAGCGGGCUAUUAUGCAGCGAACGCUGGAUCUAAUUCUCAGCCUCAAACAGGGCAACAGAACCCGUCUUUCCCAACAGGCUAUCAGAAUUACCCUUAUUCACAGUCUGCUUCUGAAAAUUAAACUUCCAUUUGAGCGAAAGGCAAGCUAUAGUUUUCAGAUAGCUUUCCAUCGGGGCGCGGUUAAUGCCUGCUAUAUCUCCAUAUAACUUUGAUCAUAAAUUACUAUAGUUGAUGCUUCAUAAUCUUCAUAUAUCUUUGAAAAUAUGAAGACCGAUUAUAUUUUGUUUAUACAAUACGUUUCUUUUCUUUUUUUACAUAUAUACAUAUAUAGAGGUAUUAUAUAUAAUAUAGAAUACCAAUCGUUCUAAGUUUAAGUAACAAAAAAUAUCGAGAAACAAUUUUAUUGAAAUUAAUAUUAUAAUACAGUAUGGAUAUAUGUCUGUGUUCUACUUAUAAAAUUGUAUGUAUUUUUGUUCCAUAACAUGUAAUUGUAAUAUAAGUUGAAGCUGUGGCAGGUGAAGCAGCUGGUCAGAAAGAGGAACGAGGGAUCGACAUCUGUAUAUCCAUUUUAUUGCAUCCUCUCUCAUUAAAUUUGUUAAACUAUAUAUCCUUACAUGCGUUGUUAUGAACGAUAUUAGUAUUAUGUAUCAUACUAGGUCACUACUUAUGCCUUGAUGAAAUACUCAUUUGCUUGAAAUAUUCGUUUUUAUUAUAUCUACGAAGCCUCGACUAUAUGAAAAGUUGUGAUUGAUACAGCUAUCAUGUGUUUAUAUCACUCGUAUAAACAUUACUUUGUCGAUUAUAUACGAAAGGUACAUGAUAUGAUAAUUUACAUAUGCAUAUGUCCUGUUACAUUGGUGUUAAAUACAACUUUACUUUAGUUUUUUGCUUUCUCUCGUGAAAUACCAAUACUAUUUUUAGAUAUUUGGAGCAGCCAAUUAGAGAGGUUUACCCGACCUACAAUAAGUCACGGCAAGGAGAUCUACGAUUUAAAAUGUUUCAUUCAGCACUAAUCUACAUGUGUACACACUCAGAGGAAUCAGGACCUGCAAACCGGAGAUUAGUUGGAUGGAAUAUAUGUAAACACAUAAUGGAAUAUUGUUUACUAACGCUAGCAUAUUUUAAAUAUUGCUUAGUCAGUAUUAUAUGCUUUUAUACGAUAUACAAAAGUAUUAGUUCUUUUGAGAGUGUUUGAGUACUGGGUGACUUAACUAGUCAUAUGUAAAAUAUCAAAUUUUUGUAUACCUUUUUAUUAUAUCAAAUUUGAAAUAAUUUAAUUAUAUGUGUGUGUCUAUUACGAAAAUACAGGAUGUAAUUCUGUAUUAUAGAGAUACAGGAAUAUACAGGAUGUAUCAAGGGUGGAAUACUUCAUUUUGUGGAUUUUUUAACAAGUUUUUUUUUUCGAGUUUUUGGUUUCAAGUUUAAUUAUAUUGUGGUAAAUUUAUUUAAUAUUGCGGGACAAAUUUUUCCAUACUGUAUCCUUUAUAAUCUCUUAAUUUCUUUGUAUCUCGAAAUUGAUCAAUGUUCCCAAAUUGAAGAGUACUCUGCUAUACUUCUUGAUUCCAUCACUGAUAUUUCUCAUUUAUUUAAUAAGAACGCAAUUUCUGAAAUAUUCUGUAUAUGUACAAAUAUAUUCUGAGGCAAAAUUUGAAACAUCUCUCUCUAAGUAUAUCGCAUCUAUAGCUAGUAACAUAUCUAUAGGUUUUUACAUGUAUGUGCUUAUUCUCUUUAACGAAAAGGGAAAGUCUUCAUAUUUUCGUAUAAUUAAUUAUAUUUUGUUAUGACCGACAGGCAAGUAAAAUAAUAAUACCAAGUAUCACAUCAUCUAUAGUAUUUAAUGCAAUAUUUUAAGUUAAAAAAAGUUGUAAACCAAUUGUGUAUACCUUUAACUAAUGCUUCAUUGUAAUAUUAGAAUGAUUAUUAGUUUUUAUAUGAGAUUAAUGUUAUUAAUAUUAUUCUUAUAUAUUCGUGCAAUUAUACCCUCAGAAAGCACUUUUAAAGAUUAAAUACUUAAGACAUCUUUAGUAAACAGUCUUCAAAGAAUAUUGUUUUAAUGUGGAGAUAAAAGAAAAAAAUGGUUUAAUAAUGGACAUAAGUGUAUACAUUUUUUGUCACUUAUGCCCCAUGUAACGCAGAAGAGAUGUAUUUUUAAUGUUAUUUUACUUUAUUUUAAUAUUAUUUAUAUCCGAUCAAUUUAUUACAAUUUUUGUCAUUUAUAAAACAAUUUACAUUUUCAUUUAAUGUAUUCUGCAAUAUAAUUUAAAUAUAUUUGUCUCAUAUUCAGUUAAAAAGAAACAUUUAUAAUAAGUUUGUUACUUUGCCUGGAAUAUUGUAAAAUUGAGAUAUUAAAUGGAAAUAUAUUAAACAAAA